ACAUUGGUCCGUCAAUGAAGUUAAAAGCUAAAACCAAUUAUUAAAUUAUACCUAUAAACUACAUUCACGUAAAAAAGCCUCAGGUAAAUAGUAUGCCAUUGUGCACAAGUCAGCCGUCCAGGUUCUUUCUUAGCGUUAAGAAGACGUUUACCAGUAUUUUUUAGUAAUAGUAACACGCGUUCACAGAACAUAAUCAAAACGACAUUAAAAAGAAGAACUAAAUUUUCAUGUCGGACAUGCUUUGACCUACGGUUUGAUCGAUCCGUUUCAGCAACAGUGUGUGUACAGACAUCGAAACGCGAUAUUAUAAUAUAAUACGGCCGCGAAGAUGAACGCGUCCUGGUGCAUUGUGACAAUAGCGAUUGGCGUGCUGACGUUGGGACGGUACUGCCUUCACGGUGCGGACGGCGCUCGAAUCCUGGCCAUGAUGCCGAUCGCGGCCAAGAGCCAUUGGAACGUGGUGGACUCGGUGUUGCAGACGCUAGUGGCCCGCGGACACCACGUCACGGCCAUCACGCCGUUCCCCAAGAAGUCGCGGGUGGCCAAUUACACGGAAGUGGACAUGUCCGGUCUGAUGCCGUCGGGCGUGAGCGUGCCUUGGGACACGGUGAUGGGCGAAUGUUCGGUGCACAACAACCUGCCGUUUCUCUCGGGUCGUCACAAGGAUAUGUGCAGGACGGUGUACGAGCACGACGAAUUCUGGCGCAUCAUCACAACGACUAAAUUCGACUUGUUUAUCACCGAACUACUAGCUUCGUCAUGUGAUGCAUAUGUGUCGUAUUAUUUAAAAAUACCGCAGAUAGUCAUUGUCUCGAGCCAUGUUCAUACAUGGUACCAUCAUACGUUCGGUAGUCACAUGAACCCUGCGCACGUUUCCACGUAUCACGCAUCGUACGCAGUGCCCACAAAUUUCAUACAGAGAAUGAUGAACACAUACGAUUACUUGUACUCACACAUGGUGUUCAAGUGGGUCGACAGGGAAUCAACGGUCAUCGGUAGAAAAUACUUCGGUCCUGACGCACCAGAUGCUGAUACCUUGAUGAAAAAUACGUCAUUAGUAUUCGUCAACGGGCAUUAUACCGUAGACUUAGCAAGGCCACUGUUGCCUAAUUUUGUGAAUAUAGGUGGAAUACAUUUAGUAAAGCCAAAACCACUACCUGAAGAUAUUGAACAGUAUAUCAAUGAUUCCCCAAAUGGUGUUAUAUUCUUUACGUUAGGAUCUGUAAUUCGAUUGGAAACAGCACCAGCGUAUUUACAGAAAACUUUCGUUGAAGCAUUGAGAGAAAUACCUCAAAGGGUUCUGUGGAAAUACGACGUUCCAAACAUAGAAGAUUUGCCAAAAAAUGUUAAAAUAGGAAAAUGGUUUCCCCAAAGAGACAUAUUAGAACAUAAGAAUGUAAAACUGUUUAUAUCUCACGGUGGUAUGUCUGGGAUCUACGAAGCCAUAGAUAGUGGAAUACCUGUACUUGGUAUACCUCUAUUUUUUGAUCAAUCACACAAUAUUGCUAACAUAGCUCAUUGGGGUGCAGGCAUAAUGUUAGAUCAUAAAACGUUGACCAAAGAUAUAUUCUUAAAUGCCAUCAACGAAAUUAUGACUAACUAUGACAAAUACAAAUUAAAAGCGAUGGAACUUUCUAGAAGAUUUAAAGACCGACAGAAUACACCAAAAGAAGAAAGGCACAUACUCGUAUGUUUAUAUAGUAAAAUGUUUCGAAUGAAUUUUACCGUAGUUUUUUUAAAUGUAUACUUUAUAACGAAUGUUGUUUAUGGAGCUCAAAUAUUCGCUUUCGUACCGAUAUAUGGACAGAGUCAUUGGAACGUCAUGGACGCUGUAUUACAAACUCUCGUUUCUGCUGGCCACAAUGUUACUGUCAUAACCCCCUUUAUAAAAAAAGAAAAAAUUGAAAACUAUACUCAGAUAGAUUCGUCUUUCUACAUGACACGAUCGGCGUCGGCACCCUUUAAGAGAGUUGCUGGAUCUGAUGGUAUUCAAUAUUUAAUCAAAACACAUCUCACUGCAUGUGAAGCUAUUUAUAAGCGUAAAGAUUUCUGGACCGUGCUCGAAUCGAAAAAAUAUGACCUUUUCGUCACACAGUUGUUGGGCUCAGGCUGUGAUUCGUAUAUAGCCUAUAAACUGCAAGUUCCGAUGAUUGCCGUUACAACAUCUGCUAUGCCAACAUGGUUAAACGGCGAGUUUGGAAAUCCUUUGAUUACUUCGUACACGUCCACGCUAAACGUAGCUUUGGCGAGUCCUAAAAUAUUUUGGGACCGUUUUUUAAACACUUACGAUUACCUACAUUCGAUUAGUAAAAGUUGGUGGUACAAUCGCGAAGCAACGGUAAUAGGAAGAAAUUAUUUUGGCAAAGACGUGCCGGAUUCUUAUACAUUAAUGGAAAAAAUAUCAUUAGUAUUCAUCAACAGUCAUUUUUCUUUCGACCUACCCAGGCCUUGGGUACCAAAUCUCAUAGAAAUCGGAGGUAUUCACGUAACUGAUCCCAAACCAUUACCAAAAGAUAUUCAACUAUUUAUUGACAACGCUCCAGAAGGGGUAAUAUAUUUCUCAUUUGGUUCCACUGUAAAAAUGGAUUCGCUUCCAACGAAAAUGCAAAUUUCGUUACAAGAGGCAUUUUCUGAACUACCACAACGGAUAUUAUGGAAGUAUGAUGGUGAGGUAAUGGAAAACCAACCAAACAAUGUUAUGAUCAAAAAAUGGUUUCCCCAAAGGGACAUAAUGGCACAUUCAAAAUUAAAAUUAUUUAUUUACCAUGGUGGUUUAUCUGGUAUAAAUGAAGCCAUCAUCAAUCAAGUACCAAUACUUGGCAUUCCAUUAUUUAGUGAUCAACAUAGAAACAUGGCGAACGCAGUAUUCAUGGGAAUGGGAUUAAGUCUAGACUAUAAAACAUUAGAUAAGCAGUCAGUUCUAACUGCAGCUAAAGAAAUAAUCAACAACAAAAAGUACAAACAAAAUGUUAAAAAGUUGUAUCAGACAUUUAAAGAUCGGCCAAUGUCUCCAAAUGCGCUAGUUACAUAUUGGACCAAUUAUGUCAUUAACCAUAAUGGAACUGAACACAUGAAUUCAUCAUCAAACAAAAUGAUUUGGUAUCAAUAUCAUAAUUUAGAUAUUAUAUUGGUCAUAAUAUUAGUUUCAAUAAGUUUAUUAGUCAUUGCAUUGUAUGCUUUAAUAAUAAUUACACGUUCUAUUGUAAAAUAUUUUCAUUUGAAACAAAUUAAAAUUGAAUAAUGACAUUUCAAUAAAACAGUUUAAACCUUGUUAGUUACCAA
Molecule: messenger RNA, 3282 nt
Organism: Aphis gossypii (cotton aphid)
Lineage: Eukaryota; Metazoa; Arthropoda; Insecta; Hemiptera; Aphididae
Product: UDP-glucosyltransferase 2
Exons: 12
Coding region: 329-3241 (970 amino acids)
Molecular function (GO): UDP-glycosyltransferase activity
Source: RefSeq, a predicted model, not a curated record